CGUUGCAAUCUGGUGCCUGCUCACCGAUAAUGUGCGUGUGGCCAAGUGCCCUCAGGUCGGUGUUGUUUUGAAUAAUCCGUAGGAGAAGCCUCGACGAUAAUAGCUUCAGUUCCUACACUAGGCAUGGUGGAGCCAGCCAAUCGCCACCGCUCCCGCCGACCGGAGGGGCCUCUUAUCGCACCAAAAAGGAAAGGGGGGCAAAAAAACACAGGAAGAAAAUUCCCUCCAGGAUUCCAGCAAAAAAAAAAAAAAAAAAAAAAAAAAGCUUUCAUGCCACGGCCAUAGAGUCGACCAUUCUCUGGGCGAAUCCCAGAGAAGCGAGAUGGGGCGUCCGUACCCGCCGUCUCCAUCGGGCAGCCUGCCACCGCUGAACGCUCUUGGGUCCCUGACCGAAGCCCAAAUCUUGGCUCAUCUCGAGAACCUGGUGGCUCUGUACUGCCCGCUGGCCUUUGGCACCCCGGCAGACAAGGACAGGUCUGCGAGCGAACAACCGCUGGCGGAUUCCGGCUACGCCUCCGAGACGGAGCAGCUCGGCGGGGAGCUCGGCGAGGAGCUGCUGAGGCUGGAGACGCUGCGGGCCGACGCCUUCGAGCGCAGGACGGCGGAGCGAUGGCUGACGGGCUUCAUGGCCCGCGCCGAAGCGCUCGCCUGCUUCUCUUCUGACGCCGCCCGGCAGCACGCCCUGGACCAGGCCUCGUGGGUGCUCGAGUCCUUCUUCGCCGACCCCGCGGACGAGGGCCGGCUCCAAGGUGUGGCAGGCCAAGGCGGCAGCAGCAGCAGCAGCAGCAGCAGCAGCACCGACUUUGCGCGCACCUUCUCAUUCGAACUGCCUCCUCGGAUUUCCGUUUCCGUAAUCGAUAACAACGUGAGCGCGGCCGGAGAGGAGAAGCAACAGGCCAUCGAGAUACGGCUGAACGACGGCCUCGCCGGGACCAACUCGUCCGAGCCGGACGACGUGGGGCUGCAGAGCUGGGGGGCGUCGAUCGUCUUCUCCAAGAUGCUCUGCGCCGACCCGGCCCGUUAUCUCCUCGAUCCCGCCGUCCUCGGACCGGCGCCGCGGAUCGUCGAGCUGGGCGCCGGCACGGGCCUCGUGAGCCUCGUCCUGGCCUCGCUCCUCCCGCGGCUCGGCAUGCCGCACGCGGCCGUCGUCGCCACCGACUACCACCCCGCCGUGCUCGCGAACCUGCGCGCCAACAUCGCCACCAACUUUCCGGACCGUGAGGACGGGCCGGUCCGGUCCUGUGCGCUCGACUGGGCGGAGCUGCCGGCUGCGUCGGGGGCGUCGCCGCCGCCGCCGCCGCUCGACGCCCCAGCGGACCUCCUCGUCGCCACGGACGUGGUGUACGCCCCGGAGCACGCGGCCUUGCUGAGGGACUGCGCCACGCGCCUCCUCGCGCCGGAGGGCGUCUUCUGGCUGGUCAUGACGGUACGCCCGAACGGCAAGUUCGAGGCCGUCGGCGGGACGGUCGAGGCCGCCUUUGCCGCCGCCGACCGGCCAAAGGGGAGGGACGGGCGACGGCUGGCGAUCCUGGAGUCGGAGCGGAUAGAGAAGCAGAAAGGCAUCGGAAGAGGGGAUGAGAGCCAUUAUAGACUCUAUAGAAUCGCGUGGGCAUAACACGAUCCAUGAUUACUAGACGAUAGAGCUAGAGCGAAUAAUUAAAGGAAGAUAGAGGAGGCAGAGAGGGAGACCGAGGUGUACUGAAUAGAGAGACUUUUUGGGGGGGGAUAAUUAGACAGGCGCAAGUCUCGAGGCCAAGGUAGAAUUUGAAUUCUACGGUUACUAGUCAUAUUAUUUAAUUAGCACCCGCAUAGGCUCAAGGGCUGUAGCUAAUCGGUUCUCUG
Messenger RNA from Thermothelomyces thermophilus ATCC 42464, 1842 nucleotides. RefSeq lists its product as uncharacterized. Lineage: Eukaryota; Fungi; Ascomycota; Sordariomycetes; Sordariales; Chaetomiaceae. The coding region runs from base 323 to 1615 and encodes 430 amino acids. The transcript has a single exon. The record is from RefSeq and is a predicted model, not a curated record.